AUGGAGUUUCUUCCUCGUGCAAGAGCUUCUGUCGGCACCUCCGGUGCUGCAUGGUCCAUCUCCAUCAUCUUCCUCCUCUGCCAGGUGCUACAGGCCAAAACCCUACGGCCCAACAUGACCCUCCCUCGGGUGCCGGCGGUGAUCGUCUUCGGGGACUCCAUCGUGGACCCCGGCAACAACAACCUGCUGGGCACUCUCACCAAGUCCAACUUCCCUCCCUACGGCAAGGACUUCCCCGGCCACCAGGCCACCGGUCGCUUCAGCAACGGCAAGAUCCCCACUGACCUCAUAGGUUCUCCGCCACCUCUCUCUCUCUCUCUCUCUCUCUCUCUCUCUCUCUCUCUCUCUCUCAUAUAUCGUCCAGUCUGUUUGACUUGGCUGUCUCCAGUCUCCGAUCUGGGGAUCAAGGAGCUGCUGCCGGCGUACCUCGACCCCAAUCUUCAUCCAGAGGAGCUCUUAACAGGAGUUAGUUUCGCCUCCGGCGGCUCUGGCUUCGAUCCCAUCACCCCCACCGUGACGGUACCUCUCUCUCUCUCUCUCUCGCUCGCUCGUUCGCUUUCUUUCUCUCUCGCUGUGGCUGAGAUUCAGAGGUUGGGGAGGUUCAGAAUGUGCUGUCGCAAGAAGAUCAGCUGGAGUUGUUCAAGGAGUACAAGGGGAAGGUCAGGGGAAUGGUGGGGGCGAAGAGGGCGGCGAGUAUCGUGCAGGAGAGCCUGUACGUGAUCUGCCAGGGAAGCAACGAUCUGGCGAACACCUACUUCAACGGGCCCUUCCGGCGGCCGCACUACGACCUCCCUUCCUACGUGAAGCUCAUGGUGGACUCGGCCUCCGGCUUCGUCAAGGUAAUUCCCCUCCUUCCUUCGUCAAUGAGCAAGCACUUCGACGACCAAUGGAGAGAAUAUGAAUACUCAGGCAUAUUGCGAACGAUCGAGCGAGAGAGAGAGAGAGAGAAUCUGAGAUUGUGAGGCCGUUUGAAGGAGCGAGAGGAUAGACGUAGAACGUAUGAGAGAAGAGAACGGAGAGAAUGGAGAGAGUAGAAGAGACUGCGGAAGGAGGGAAAGGAGAGGCUGCAUGAGCUUAUGUUCUUGUCUUCUUCAGUUUUCCUCCUCUCUACGCCCAUGCUGAUGCACCGGCGAUCAGCCCGGAACGUACGGUGAGCCCCGCCUUCAUAAAACCUAGGCCAGCAAGCUAGUGAAGGCCUUCAGCCGUCCGUCCCUCACGCUGCAGCUUCCGGGAGGCGUUUCCGUGGGCAGGAAUGGAAAGUGACCCACUCUUCCUUAUUCUUUCUGUCUUCUGACGGCAGAAUUUAUACGGCCAAGGAGCGCGAAAGAUCGGCUUCAUGGGAAUCCCACCCCUGGGGUGCGUGCCCGCAGACAGGACCUUCUUCGGCGGCCCCCAGCGCGACUGCUCCGAAGAGCUCAAUCAGGCCUCGCAGCUCUUCAACGACGCCUUGGCUGUGGAGCUCCACCGCCUAUCCCACGAGCUCCCUGGCUCCAAUCUCAUCUACGUCGACAUUUACACCCUCAUGAUCGACGUCAUCCAGCGCCCCACCCACUACGGUAUCUCUCUCUCUCUCUCUCUCUCUCUCUCUCUCUCUCUCUCUCCCUCUCCUCUUGCUUUAGAGAGAUUUAAAAGACGAUCUGGUUUUCUUUCUUCACAGAGAGAGAGAGAGCGAGAGAGAGAGAGAAAAUUAUCUUUGCUUCUCUCACAUUCUCUCUCUCCCUCGCUUUAGAGAGAUUUAAAAGAAGGUUUGGUUUUCUUUUUGCACUGAGAGAGAGAGAGAGAGAGAGAGAGAGGGUUGUCUUCGCUUCUCUCUCUCUCUCCUCGCUUUAGAGAGAUUUUAAAGACGGUCUGGUUUUCUUUCUUCACAGAGCGAGAGAGAGAGAGGAUUAUCUUUGCUUCUCUCACAUUCUCUCUCUCCCUCGCUUUAGGGAGAUUUAAAACUAGGUUUGGUUUUCUUUUUCCACAGAGCGAGAGAGAGAGAGAGAGAGAGAGAGAGAGGAUUAUCUUUGCCUCUUGUGUCUGUAGGAUUCGAGGAGGCGACGAAGGGGUGUUGUGGGACGGGGAACCUGGAGGCGUCCGUCACGUGCAACUCACUGAUGGCGAGCACCUGCGAGGACCCCACGAAGUACGUCUUCUGGGACGGCUACCACCCCACCGAGACGGCCUACCGCCUCCUCAUCGACGAGAUCGCCCGCAAAUACCUCCACGCCCUCACCGGCUGA
Molecule: messenger RNA, 2222 nt
Organism: Spirodela intermedia
Lineage: Eukaryota; Viridiplantae; Streptophyta; Magnoliopsida; Alismatales; Araceae
Source: the annotation of a GenBank genome assembly